Hordeum vulgare subsp. vulgare (domesticated barley) is the source of this 1046-nucleotide messenger RNA. RefSeq lists its product as uncharacterized. The record is from RefSeq and is a predicted model, not a curated record. Bases 247 to 828 code for a protein of 193 amino acids. Lineage: Eukaryota; Viridiplantae; Streptophyta; Magnoliopsida; Poales; Poaceae. The transcript has 3 exons.
CGCGGGACAAGACAACGCGUCCGUCCGUCCCUCCCUCCCUCCCUCCCAGCGCCUCUGUCCCUCUUUUCUUCUUCGUCCACUGCCCUCCAAUGCUCAGUACAAAAUCUCGACUACUUGCACCACUUCGGUUUUUAUCCUGCCAUUCGCCUUUGCCUUUCGCGCGCGCCGUUAGAAACUGCCUCGGCAGGAGGGAGGAGAGGAGGCUGUGAAGAUUGAUUCUGGUCUGCAGCAGUGCACGCCGGCAACAUGAGGUUCAGGAUCCGGAAGAAGCCUGCGUCCGCGCCGCCGGCGGAGGCCGACCCUUCUUGCACGGCCGCCCUGGCGGGGACUGCGGACGGCGGCGGCGGCGGCGGCGGCAGGAUGACGAUCGUCGAUAGCCCAGAUCGCUACGGCACAGAGAAUGGAGGAAGCAGAGAUGAGUCGUUCUUCGAGGCAAGGCCGUGGUUAGACUCCGACAGUGAAGAUGAUUUCCAAAGCGUGAGGGGAGACUUCACUCCUUCAAGAGGUAGCACACCAGAUCACCAGAUGCAAACAUCGUUCGCAGCGAGGAUAUCUGCGGACAGACCGAUUCCUUCACUGACGGAGAAGAAGCAGAGGCUCCUUGAGCUGCUUCAGGAAAAGCAGCAGUACGAUGACGAGCAUGAUGCUGCCACUACCGAUGCCGGCAGCGAGACCGGGAACAGCAUUCAUGCUGAAGAACAUCUGAAUCCUUCUGGGAAAGUAGAGAAACAAAAGAAGCCAUCCAAGGCAGGCUGCUUCGCUUGCUCUGCUUGGAAGCUUAGCUUCAAGGGCUGUUGGAAGAAGAAGAAAGAGCAGAAGGGUUUGUGAAUUAGUUCUCAGGUGUUGGAUUUUGAGUCCUUGAAAAAUAUUACCGCAAGAGGGCGGGUGUAUAUACCUUUUUUGGGGGUGAAAUACCGCAACUAGAAGAAGUUUAAAGAGUGUGGAGUUGCCUGUCCAAUAGUGACAUGAAUAGUGAAACAUAUACUCUGUAUUAUACAGGGUAAAAUAUAUAGUAUACAUGAUUACUUCUUCCUGUUUUGUUAUUA